AUGGAAGACCCGACAGGAUACAAACCUGUAGCAGUGUCAUCAAAUGGUCUCCGGACAACGUCCAUUGUUCUCGGGAAGGAGAGCAGGGAAAGCAUAGUUACAACUGGAGGCGGCGGAGCUGCCAGGCAUAGUGUUAUUGGUGUUUCUGUCUCUGAUGGGAGUCGGAAAACGACGUUUGCAAGUUUUCGUCAAUCUGGCGGGAGUCAAAAGCUCGCAUCGCCUCGCGCCGCUCGUCGGUCCAUCUAUGCUAAGGCGGCAAAACUUGAUAAACGGGCACCAGACGGGUCACUAAAAUUUGUAGGAAUUCCCGUAGGAGGUGGAUCGUCCAUGGAUCAGAGUGAAGGUGAACCGGAGAAAUCUCUGGCCUUUCACACUUGCUUGAUCCGCCGACACGAUGAGUUCUGGUCAAACAAAAUCUCAGUACGAUCCGACACAGAGCCUCCUCCUGAGAUUUUGUGUGUACAUUAUGAUAUCUCAGAAAAGAACUUGUUUCUAGGGCUAAGCACUGGGACGCUCAUGGUAUGGAAAGACGCAUUUGAACCUGCCACUUCUUCCGAUGCUCAGUCAUCGUCCAAUAACGACCAUACUGUUAUAAAAGCAAAAGAGCACUCAGGCGCAAUCAGUUCUUUGGUCUUCGUUAGGACUCUUGCUCCGGAUCGGGCGCUCCGAGACGAUUGCAAAAAUCAACGGAAUGAACAAAAGCUGGGCGUGCCUGCCUCGGCUACUCUGCAAGGAGCUCUUGUCCACUCGAGAUCUGUUGAGCACGAGGGUGGCUUUCUAUUCACUGGGUCUGCUGACAGGAACAUCAAGCUCUGGGUCGUGGAACCAAGGAGGCUAGCAUGUGUGCGGACGCUCUGUUUCCAUGGCGGCACUGUUGUCUCCCUUGCAUUCUGCUUCCCAUACCUUUUCUCGGCUUCCACCGAUGGCACUGUUCUAAUAUGCCGAGCUGACCCGACGACGGGGAGCCUGAAAUACCCCCAGUUCACUGUCGCGGAAAGGAUUUUCGCGCACAGUAUUUAUCACCCCUCAACGAAGCUCGUCCUGUCCAACAAGCAGGCGUGGUACGACAGCCUCGCAGUGCGCUGCAACGGAGAUCGCAUAUGCCUGUACUGUGGAGCCACGGAUGGAUCACUUCUUGUCCUGGAUAACACACAGACGAACGUCCCAGCGAAACCCGUUGUGGGCAGAGGAGGAGCUCCUCCUAUCAAUCUGCAUACACAGCAACGAGCGACGGUGUGGUCGGAAGCCAGAGAACGCGCCAGUACGGCGCUGGGGCGAGGAAGACUCUACAGCAGUUUGUUGUGCAACACAUCCUGCUGGGGAAGUAUCAUAGGACAGGAAGCAGGAGAGGAUGUGGGCCACCAGGGGAAACACCUAACAGGCGCAGCGUCCCCUGCCCGCGAUACCAUCCAGAGUGUCGCGGUAGCGGUCCCUUUCCGACUGCAGAAUAAGCUAACAGUUCAUGCUCUGGGCCUCCGACAAGUCUACGCGUUGCCUCUGGAGUCCGCAGUGGCAACUCUUGGCGGCGAAGCGUCGAUCUCCGUUGUUGACCCGGUGGCUGGUCAGACCUCAUGGAAAGAAGAAAAUCCGGAAGGUUGCUGUUACUCCGCAUGCGCUUGGAUAAGCUCCUUAAACCUCCUGCUCGUCGGGGACGACUACGGAUGCCUCUCUUUCUACAACAUAUACUCCAAAGAGCGUGUCCAUUCGCAGCGGGUCACGGAGCAUCGAAUUGUUUCCUUGUGCCUCGCAAGCAAUGCAUUGCAUGUGGUUGUUGGUACCGCCCACGAAUUGCUUCUAGUGGAACUCGUCGAGGCGGCAGAAGAGGUUGCGCUCACCGGUCACCAAGGUCACCACAUUCACAUCAACAGCGUCACCGGUAUGUGCUGUUGGCGGCCCACAUCGACCGCGAAGCUCGAAGACCGUAGGAGAAGCAAGGUUGUCACUAUUGCUGACAGUGACGAUGUCAACUCAAACGUAAUUGAACACAGUGGAAUCAGACCGAACGGGGAGCACGAUAUGGCUUCCACACCACCUAUCUAUCAGGUGUUGACAUGCGGUUAUGACGGCCGACUAAACGUCACUGAGAUCCGAGCCGACGCAGAGACAGGCGAAAUAACAACAAAAUUCGUUGAUGGAAUCACUUGCUUGUCCAGCGCAGGCGUAAAUCUCAUCUCAGGAUCCUUGGACAAGUCAAUUCGAAUUUGGGACGUAGACGGAGCGGAAUGUACUCGGGUGCUGAACAACCAGCCCGAACCGAUCUGUUGUAUCGUGCCUCUUAACGAAGAUUACAUCGACAUGUGGGCUGGCAUCUCCUCGUCUGGACUCGUCUGUGUCUGGGAUUCUAGUUGCCACCUAGUUCUGUCGAAAACAAUCGGCGAGAGCAUCGGCUGCUGCGUGUGCGUCGGCAAACUGGGUCAACUGUUUCUCGGCACUGGUAAGGGCCAGCCGUUUCCGCUCGCAAAUUAUAUAUCUCACAGUGUGCUUCUCAGCGAAACGAGGUCGUUGAUCAAGACCUCCCCAGCUGGACCAUACACUACUCUGACAAACACGAAAAUCUUCGUUUCGCUAAGCGACGGUGCACUCAGUGGUUCGUAA
This is a messenger RNA of Neospora caninum, 2595 nucleotides long. RefSeq lists its product as hypothetical. The record is from RefSeq and is a predicted model, not a curated record. The coding region runs from base 1 to 2595 and encodes 864 amino acids. NCBI's taxonomy places the organism in Eukaryota, Apicomplexa, Conoidasida, Eucoccidiorida, Sarcocystidae. Gene Ontology annotation, molecular function: protein binding. The transcript has 6 exons.